Molecule: messenger RNA, 2149 nt
Organism: Caenorhabditis auriculariae
Lineage: Eukaryota; Metazoa; Nematoda; Chromadorea; Rhabditida; Rhabditidae
Source: the annotation of a GenBank genome assembly
AUGCGGGCUCUCUUGAUUAUUCUGGCAGUUCUGCCGGAAGUGGAAGCUGGAUUCUUCAGGAAUCUUCUAGAGGCGGUCAGACAGUUCGGAAGCGUUUUUUCGUACAGUAGGUGUUCCAGGAUUCGAGGGAGCAGACCGAUGUUUUCAAUCAAGCCAAAAAAGAAAUACAAGACAGGCGCGAAAAACUACGUGAGAAACUGAAAGUUGUAAGUUCUGCGUAUGAAAAAGUUAGGAGAAGACUGCCAAACCGUAAAAAUGAAAUGAUUUUCUAUAAAAAGUUAAACAUUUAAUAAUACUAGGGAUUUCACGGUGUCGAUCCAGAAGCUCGACGAAAGAGAUUGCAAGCUCUGCGAAACCGCACACGACAUAGAAUGGAACUCAACUGGACACCAGAAAAGCAAGCCGAAAUCGAAAUGCUCAGAGCCGUCGAGAAUCUUAUCGAACCCUCACCGCCAAAUUUGUUCAGAAAAUUCCAAAAGUAACCGUGGACCUGACGCCUAAUGGACAAGAAGACGACCUUUUCAAGUUGAAUGAAAAGAAAGGAGUCUCUGAGUACAUGUUCCAAGGAGACAUCAAUCUAGAAGAGUGAGAAAAAAAUAGACUUUCAAUUGAAGUUCUGAACAGGGAUCAAAUGUUGGUUAUGGAAGAGGCCGAGGAGUCAAACAGCUCAAGAUCGAAAAGACAAGUCUCUACCAGAGCACGCAAAUGGCCCAACGGCAUAGUUUAUUACCACAUCGACGCAUCUAUCAGUAAGGGAAUAAUCAACUCUUAUAAAUGUGAGGAACAUCCAGAUGCGCGAAAGAGAGCUUCAAUCUCUGCAGCUCUGGACUACAUCUCCUCAAGAACCUGCAUAAGCUUCAGACAGGAUUCGACGGCAGCCAACCGAGUCAAGGUCGUGAGCGGCGACGGCUGUUACAGCUACGUCGGCAUGACUGGAGGCGAGCAGAUUCUCUCGCUAGGAGACGGCUGCGAAGUGGUACCGGCAAAUACUCUCUUGACAAAUCGGAAUGAUCAAUCCCAGAUAGGAACAGUAGCUCAUGAGUUCGCACAUGCCCUCGGCGUUUGGCACACUCAGAUGCGUUUUGAUCGAGACACCUACGUCACCAUCGACCUUUCUUCUGUCGAUGUUUGUCCUUUUCUAUGUAUCAAAUCCGAAAAGAAAGGAAAUCGAAAUAACCGAUUUUCAUAUUCCCGAGUAUUCUUUUUUUCAACCUUGUUUCAAGUUUAACUUAAGACGAACCAACAAGGCAAUUUUGUGAAGAUGACCUCCUCCAACACUGUGAAUUAUGUACCAUAUGAAUACGGAAGCUUCAUGCACUACAGUGCAAACUCGUUAGUUCCUUGAGUGCACUUUAGAACAGGAAAGAGCAAAUCAGAUUCACGUCUUCUGGUGGCAAACCAUCUGUCGUUCCAAAAGAUGUCGCCUACAUUUUCACAAUGGGAAGCCGUCAAAUUUCAUUUUACGACAUUCAAAAUCUGAAUACAGCUUACUCGUGUCCUAAAUGUAAUGUGUCAUUUUUGUAUGGGCAAUUGAAAAAAUUCAGGUCCAAACAAGCUGAACUGUUCCAAUGGUGGGUAUCAGAAUCCCAAGGUCUGCAAUGAGUGUAUAUGUCCACUGGGUUACGCAGGAAUUUUUUGCCUUCAAAGAGUGAGUCUAAAAAUAUUCAAAAAAAGCAAGAUUAACAUUAAAACUGAUAGCCAACGGGAUGCGGAGAGUCUCUGAAUGCGUCGAAGACAUGGACGAGCAAGACCUUCAUUUUCGGAGACCCUACAAACUCAAGAAGUACUCGAGACGAUUUCACCUACUGCAAUCACCUCAUAAAUGUCCGUACAGAACAAAUUAAAAUGACCGAGAAAGUUUUGAAGGCUCCGACUGGAACAAAAGUCGAGGUCAAAAUCACUUCGAUGUAUAAUUCUCAGUGCAACUACGGUUGCGCUUUCAAUGGAAUCGAAAUUAAAACAAACAGCGACCAAAAAAUCGUCAAUCCGAGGUUCGCCAUCGCUAAACUAUGAAACUAACAAGCUCUGCAGGAUCUGUUGUCCGCAAUACAACAAUGUGAUCUUCCAAAGCGCGCUAAACCCAACUCCGAUAGUCUCCUACAAUCGAUUCUACUAUACUUCCUUCACUAUUGAAUUUCGCUACAUUUAG